GUGUCACCUCCUGUCCUCGCCAUGCGGACCCCGCGAGUGCCCCCUCCCCGCCCGGCCCUACUGCUCCUGCUGCUGCUGCUGGGGGGCGCCCACGGACUCUUCCCCGAGGAGCCGCCGCCGCUCAGCGUGGCCCCCAGGGACUACCUGAGCCACUACCCUGUGUUCGUGGGCAGCGGGCCGGGCCGCCUGACCCCCACAGAGGGCGCCGAGGACCUCAACAUCCAGCGGGUCCUGCGGGUCAACAGGACGCUGUUCAUUGGGGACAGGGACAACCUGUACCGGGUAGAGCUGGAGCCCCCCACCUCCACGGAGCUUUGGUACCAGAGGAAGCUGACCUGGCGCUCCAACCCCAGCGACAUCAAUGUGUGUCGGAUGAAGGGCAAGCAGGAGGGCGAGUGUCGAAACUUUGUAAAGGUGUUGCUCCUGCGGGACGAGGCCACCCUUUUUGUGUGCGGUUCCAACGCCUUCAACCCCCUGUGCGCCAACUACAGUAUAGACACGCUACAGCCCCUCGGGGACAACAUCAGUGGCAUGGCCCGCUGCCCCUACGACCCCAAACACGCCAACGUCGCCCUCUUCUCUGAAGGAAUGCUCUUCACAGCCACUGUCACCGACUUCCUGGCCAUCGAUGCUGUCAUCUACCGCAGCCUUGGAGACAGACCCACUCUGCGCACCGUGAAACACGACUCCAAGUGGUUUAAAGAGCCCUACUUUGUGCACGCGGUGGAGUGGGGCAGCCACAUCUACUUCUUCUUCCGGGAGAUCGCAAUGGAGUUUAACUACCUGGAGAAGGUGGUGGUGUCCCGCGUGGCCCGGGUGUGCAAGAAUGACGUGGGGGGCUCCCCGCGCGUGCUGGAGAAGCAGUGGACGUCCUUCCUGAAGGCGCGGCUCAACUGCUCCGUGCCCGGGGACUCCCACUUCUACUUCAAUGUGAUGCAGGCCGUCACGGGCGUGGUCAGCCUGGGGGGCCGGCCAAUAGUCCUUGCCAUUUUCUCCACCCCCAGCAACAGCAUCCCCGGCUCUGCCGUCUGCGCCUUUGACAUGACACAGGUGGCUGCUGUGUUUGAAGGCCGCUUUCGAGAGCAGAAGUCCCCGGAGUCCAUCUGGACACCUGUGCCCGAGGAUCAGGUGCCUCGGCCCCGGCCUGGGUGCUGUGCGGCUCCCGGCAUGCAGUACAACGCCUCCAGCGCCUUCCCUGAUGAGAUCCUCAACUUCGUCAAGACCCACCCCCUGAUGGACGAGGCGGUGCCCUCGCUGGGCCAUGCGCCCUGGAUAGUACGAACUCUGACACGGCACCAGCUGACUCGAGUGGCUGUGGAUGUGGGCGCCGGCCCCUGGGGCAACCAGACUGUCGUCUUCCUGGGCUCCGAGGCGGGCACCAUCCUCAAGUUCCUGGUCUGGCCCAACGCCAGUGCCUUGGGCACCUCUGGGCCCAGUGUCUUCCUCGAGGAGUUCGAGACCUACCGGCCAGACAGGUGUGGCCGGCCAGGUGGCAGUGAGACAGGGCAACGGCUGCUGAGCCUGGAGUUGGAUGUGGCCUCAGGAGGCCUGCUGGCGGCCUUCCCCCACUGUGUGGUCCGUGUGCCCGUGGCCCGCUGCCAGCAGUACUCAGGGUGCAUGAAGUGAGUGCCGCCGGGCCCACUG
Molecule: messenger RNA, 1644 nt
Organism: Myotis lucifugus (little brown bat)
Lineage: Eukaryota; Metazoa; Chordata; Mammalia; Chiroptera; Vespertilionidae
Gene: SEMA6B
Product: semaphorin 6B
Exons: 13
Coding region: 22-1626 (534 amino acids)
Biological process (GO): axon guidance; negative chemotaxis; semaphorin-plexin signaling pathway
Molecular function (GO): chemorepellent activity; semaphorin receptor binding
Source: RefSeq, a predicted model, not a curated record